Messenger RNA from Ascochyta rabiei, 3735 nucleotides. Its product is annotated as pre-mRNA-splicing factor rse1. Gene Ontology annotation, biological process: mRNA splicing, via spliceosome. Gene Ontology annotation, cellular component: nucleus; U2 snRNP. Gene Ontology annotation, molecular function: protein binding; U2 snRNA binding. The transcript has 3 exons. The record is from RefSeq and is a predicted model, not a curated record. Lineage: Eukaryota; Fungi; Ascomycota; Dothideomycetes; Pleosporales; Didymellaceae. Bases 1 to 3735 code for a protein of 1244 amino acids.
AUGACCACCUUCUCCUCCAUGUCCCUGUACGCGUUGACGGUCAAGCAGCCGUCGGCCACGCAGGACGCCCUUUCCGGCGACUUUGUCGGAAACGGCAAGCAGCAGAUCCUCACCGCCAAUGGCUCGCGCCUGGCCAUCCUCGAGGUCUCGCGGCGGCAGAAGGGCUUCCAGGAGAUGUUCUCCCAGGACGUCUUUGGCAUCGUCCGCCGCAUCGCCAAGUUCCGGGUUGCGGGCGGCACAAAAGACCACAUUGUCGUAACCACCGACUCCGGCCGCCUGGUCACGUACGAGUACGUGCCGGACGAGCACACGUUCAAGACGGUGCACUUUGAGACGUACGGCAAGUCUGGAAUACGACGUGUCGUGCCCGGCGAGUACCUGGCCGCCGACCCGAAAGGGCGCGCCAUCAUGGUGGCUUCGACCGAGAAGAACAAGCUGGUCUACAUUCUCACCCGCAGCGGUCAGACGGACAUUGCCAUCUCCUCGCCUCUCGAAGCGCACAAGCCGCAAACACUGGUCUUCUGUCUCAUCGGCCUGGAUGUCGGCUAUGACAACCCCAUGUUCGCUACCCUGGAGAUUGACUAUUCGGCGUCCGAGCCGGAUCCCACGGGCGAGGCGUACGAUGAGAUUAAAAAGGAGCUGGUCUACUACGAGCUCGACCUUGGUCUGAACCACAUUGUGCGCAAGUGGGCAGAGCCUGUGGACCGCACUGCAAACACCCUGUUCCGCGUCCCUGGAGGGCCCAACGCACCGAGUGGAGUCCUCGUCUGCGGAGAAGACAGCAUCACCUACCGACGCAUCUUCAACAACAAGUCGAGCGUCCACCGCCUGGCUAUUCCCCGCAGGGAGGGAGCCACAGAAGACCCGAACCGGAAGCGAACCAUUGUCGCAGGUACACUGUACUCGCUCAAGGGCGGCGACUUCUUCUACCUCCUCCAGACCGACGACGGCGAUCUCUUCAAGCUUACCGUAGAAGCUACCGACACCACAGUGGACAAGAUCAAGAUCAAAUACUUCGAUACAAUCCCCAUCGUAACAAGUAUCUGCAUCUUGAGGGCGGGCUUCGUCUAUGCCGCCUGCGAGUCCGGCGACAGGAUUCUUUACGAGCUCGAGUCUCUCGGGGACGAGACGGACGAUCCUCUCUUUGACAGCAGUCAGUUCCCGUUGGACCUGAAUGCAGCCUUCGCGCCUCCCUUCUUCAAGCCACGAGCUCUGGCGAACUUGACCCCCGUCGAGACCAUUCCCAGCUUGAACCCAAUCAUGGGUAUGGAGGUCGCAAACCCGGCGCUUGAAGACGCACCUCAGAUCUACACCAUCAACGGUGCUGGUGGGCGAAGCACAUUUCGCACAACGAGGAACGCUUUGGAGGUACUCGACCUCAUCGAGUCUCCCCUACCGCAGAACGCGUCCGAUGUUUGGACGACGAAGCUCACAUCAGACGACGAGAAUGACACUCUCAUCGUGCUGUGUCUGCACAGCAGAACGCUGGUUCUGAAGAUCGGUGACGAUGUCGAGGAGGCAGCGAAUACAGGCUUCUUGCCCGACACAAACACGCUUGGUGUGCAGCAAUUCGGAGAGGACUGCAUCAUCCAGAUCCAUCCCAAGGGCAUUCGACAUAUCCAGGGCAUCUCGUUCCCCAAUGACGAUGCCAACGCCACGCAUGCCAGCUUGACUGACUGGCAACCACCGGCACACCGGACCAUCGUCGCCUGCGCUACCAACAACCGCCAAGUUGCCAUCGCGCUCAGCUCAGGUCAGAUCCUCUACUUCGAGUGUGAAUCCGACGGUUCGCUUGCGAUGGCUGAGGAAGAGAUUGCCUUGGACAGCACCAUCAACUGUCUGACGAUGCCUGACGUGCCUGAAGGCAGCGUCCGAGCCUUCUUCAUGGCUGUCGGCUGCAGUGACCAGACCGUGAGGAUCUUCAACCUGAGUCCAGACAUGGAAGGAAACAUUCUGCGAAGCAUCUCUGUCCAGGCUCUCACAUCACCGCCAAGCGACUUGACCAUCAACAUGAUGGCGGACAAGUCCCCGCGAGGAUACAGCCAGUACCUCCACAUCGGUCUGCGAAGUGGUGUGUACAUCCGAUCUGUGCUAGAUGAGAUGACUGGCGACAUUGGAGACACGCGAAGACGUUUCCUCGGCCCGGAACCUAUCAAAUUCGCCAAGGUGACCGUCGCUGACGAGCCUGCCAUCAUCGCAAUGACCUCCAGGCCAUGGCUCGGCUACACUCACCCACGGACUGGCGUUCUGCAGUUGACGCCGUUGAACUACAUUCCUUUCAAGUCUGCUUGGAACUUUGAGGGUACACAGUUCAAGGGCAUCAUCUGCGUGAGCGCCGCUGAACUACGAAUCUUCACGUUUAACGAUUUGACCGACAACACGACCUACGAGACGAUACCGUUGAAGUACACGCCAAGGAAGAUGGUCGGCCACCACGACCAGGGUGUCUUCUACGUGAUUCAAAGCGAGAACAACACUCUCAACGACGCCACACGGCAAAAUCUCAUCCAGGAAGCAAAGGUCAAGAACGAAGACGGGACCAGGCAUGAGAACGGUACCGAUGGCAACAUGGAAGUCGACGGCGAUGUGGCCAGUGAUGAGCUUCCCGCAGUCGAAUUCGGCUACCCACGUGUGCGAGGGCGCUGGGCUUCCUGCAUUCAAAUCGUCGAUCCCGUGACUGAAAAGGCCGUCAUCCACACAGUAGACCUCCCCUCCAACCAGUCGUUGGUCAGCGCUGCUUUGGUCUACUUCGACAGCCGUGGUGAAGAUGCCUUCCUUGCUGUCGGUACCGCCAAGGACCUCACCUUUACACCUUACAGGUUUUCUGGUGCGUCGAUACAGAUCUACAAGAUUUCUCCGACAGGCCGCGAGCUGGAGCUGUUCCACGAGACAGACGUGAACGAGCCUCCGCUGGCCUUGCUCGCCUUCAAGGGCAAGCUCAUUGCCGGUGUUGGGCGAAACAUCUGCCUGUACGACUGCGGUAUGCGCUCGCUUCUUCGAAAGGCGCAGGCCUCGAACUGCGUGAGCACUCGCGUUACGGACAUCAAGACCCAGGGUAGUCGCCUUGUUGUGUCGGAUCAGGUCGAGUCUGUCACAUACGUUGUCCACAAGGACCAAGUCCACCCCAACCGACUGAUCCCAUUUGUUGACGAUACCGUCUCGAGGCAUACUAGCGCUUCGGAGAUGCUCGACUACGACACCACUGUUGGCGGAGACAAGUUUGGCAACAUUUGGCUUGUGCGCUGCCCACAGAAGGUCUCUGAGGGUUCUGACGAGUCGCCUGACGGUUCCGACCUGCUCGUCGACAAGAGCUACCUUGGCGGCACAGCGAACCGGCUGGACCUCGUUACCCACUACUUCGCCAACGACAUCCCCAUUUCGAUACAGAAGACGAUCCUCCUGUCUGGUGGCGAGCGCAUCAUCUUCUGGGCUGGUCUGCAAGGCACGCUCGGCGCGCUCAUCCCCUUCACGUCGCGAAGGCAGCACAAGAUGUUCCAGCAGCUGGAGCUGCAGCUCCGGUCGGACGAUCAGCCGCUGUCUGGGCGCGACCACCUGGCGUUCCGCAGCUACUUUGCACCUGUCAAGAGCACGAUUGACGGCGACCUGAUUGAGCGGUUCCUGGUGCUGUCACGAGACAAGCGCGAGAGCAUCGCGGCGCAGUUGACGGGCGCGGAAUGGACGCCGGGCAUGAUUGACGAGGCGAUUUGGAACAUGCGGGGUCUGUACGCCUUUUAG